Messenger RNA from Pararge aegeria (speckled wood butterfly), 1176 nucleotides. It is a transcript of the gene Or-41, whose product is annotated as odorant receptor 43a-like. The coding region runs from base 1 to 1176 and encodes 391 amino acids. Gene Ontology annotation, cellular component: plasma membrane. Gene Ontology annotation, biological process: detection of chemical stimulus involved in sensory perception of smell; sensory perception of smell. The record is from RefSeq and is a predicted model, not a curated record. Lineage: Eukaryota; Metazoa; Arthropoda; Insecta; Lepidoptera; Nymphalidae. The transcript is spliced from 8 exons. Gene Ontology annotation, molecular function: odorant binding; olfactory receptor activity.
AUGGCUUUAAACUCCGUCGAUAUAUUUCUCGGUAGACCACGAAAUGUGUUGGUAUUUUUCGGUUUUUGGUUACCACCAAAGAAAAAUGCACUUCUUCAUACCCUGUAUAAAAUUGCGGUGAUGCUGACGCAAUACUCCUUCAUACUUUUCGAGGUUAUUUACGUUGUGGUGGUUUGGGGAGACCUGGAUGAGGUAUCGGAGGCUUCGUACCUGUUGUUUACUCAGGCCUCAGUAUGUUACAAGGUUACCAUUUUUAUCGCUAAUAAGAAACAGCUGAAAUAUUUGUUGGAUUUUAUGAAGCUGGAUAUAUUCGAUCCUCAGACUCCGGAUCAUGAUAAAGUUAUAUUCACGAAUGCAAGAAGAAUAAAGAGAUUGUGUGCAAUGUUCCUGACCGCCGCAUUAGUUACUGUCAGCCUUUGGGCUAUCAUGCCGCUGUUUGAUAAGGCAGAAUCAAGAUAUUUUCCGUUCAAGAUUUGGAUGCCUGUAGACGCCCAGGAUUCGCCUCAUUACGAGCUAGGGUACAUCUAUCAGAUAAUGAGUAUCUACUGUAGCGCCCUGCUAUUUUUCGCAGUCGACAGCACGAUUUUGUCGAUGGUGAUGUUUGGAUGUGCCCAAUUAGAAAUUAUUAUCGAUAAGAUACAAAAGGUAAAAAGCACGCCACUAUCUGCAAAAUUGCGGCAAGAGGAAUACAAGGAAGCGAUUGGAAAAAACAAUGAAUUGUUAAAAGAAUGCCUCCGCCAACACCAAGCUGUUAUAAGGUUUAUAGAAAUGCUGGAGAAUACAUAUCACGCCAAUAUAUGCUUCCAGCUUUGCGGUACAGUUGGCAUCAUCUGCAUUGUAGGACUACGAAUAACCAUUACUGAACCUGAAAGCGUCCAAUUCUACUCGAUGCUGAACUACAUGCUCACUAUGCUGUCGCAGCUCUUCCUCUACUGCUGGUGCGGGAAUGAGCUCACUACUAAAAGUCAAGAUUUACGCGAAUGGCUGUACCAAUGUCCGUGGUACGAGCAAGACGGCAAGUUCCGAAAAUCGUUAUUCACAGCCAUGGAGCGUAUGAAGAGACCCAUCAUUCUGAAAGCUGGGCAUUACAUUCCACUUUCGAGACCUACUUUUGUUUCAAUCUUAAGAUCGUCUUAUUCCUACUUCGCAGUGCUGAAUCAAGCUAAAAAUAAAUAA